This is a messenger RNA of Fimicolochytrium jonesii, 3329 nucleotides long. RefSeq names its product fungal-specific transcription factor domain-containing protein. The record is from RefSeq and is a predicted model, not a curated record. Gene Ontology annotation, biological process: DNA-templated transcription; regulation of DNA-templated transcription. Lineage: Eukaryota; Fungi; Chytridiomycota; Chytridiomycetes; Spizellomycetales; Powellomycetaceae. The transcript has 6 exons. Gene Ontology annotation, cellular component: nucleus. The coding region runs from base 475 to 3120 and encodes 881 amino acids. Gene Ontology annotation, molecular function: zinc ion binding; DNA binding; DNA-binding transcription factor activity, RNA polymerase II-specific.
ACGAUAUGGAUGUGAGAAUAUUUGGCUCAAGCCGAGGGGCUCCUACUGUAUAUAUAGAUAUUAGAUACAGAGCACAUGUCAAUAAUCGAUAUGUACAGUAUUAUGACGAGAGGGAAAAACGCCCAUUUGGAGGCAGGCAGGCGAGAGAGAGAGGAGAGGGGUGUGCGUCUCCAGCCCUGCAAAUAACAACGUCGUCGGAAGGAGCGAGAGCGACGCGUCCGGUUGUUGUUGUUCUUUCUCACGACGAAGGCUUGGAGUCAAAGCGAGCGAGCGCAGGGCUGAGCUGGUGGACCAGUUUCCCCACGAAAACAAACACCCCACCCACCCCCAUAGACCCCGGCCAAUUGCCGCCGCAAUAUCCUCCUGCUGCCCGCUCGCAGGCCUCUCCGCCGCAUAUCUCUUUCUAGCAGAGACGCUAGUACUCUCUCUACAUUUCGCACUCCAUUCGCUGCGCGAGACGAACGACGUCAAACAAUGUACGCACAAAACCCUCACUUUGGGACCGAUAACUACGCAAACCCCAUCAACAACCCGCAGUCCUUCGACCCAUACCCAUACCUCCCCACCUCCUCCGCCGCCCAAGACGACCUAACCUUCGACCUCAACAGCGUCCUCGGUCUCACCGCUUCCCCAUUCCCGCAGUCAUUCCAACAACUGCUCACCGAGGAUACCCCCUUUGGAGUGGGAACUAGUGGGGAGGAACAGUUGAUGUAUGCGGCCGAGGUCGGCAGUAUCAUUUCUUCGGGUGGAAGUCGGUCGGGGAGUACCGACUUGAGCGAGGGAUUCAGCAUGGGGCCGUCUCCAUUUGAUCUCGUGGGGAGUGGAAAUUCGAACGGGAAUGCUGUUGGUGGAUUCGAGCAGGGGUCGAUGUCGCCGGGGUCGUCGGAAGGCCAAGGUCAGCUUAUCACGGAGAAGGGAGUCAGCGAAGAACCGGCGGAGUUGUCGCCAGGACAGAAUUACUCCCAGUUCCCAGCAACGCCGUCAUCCCUCAACGAGUCCCAAAACGACUCUUCGAUCUCCGUUGGGGGUUCACUGGAUUUUAACGGAUCGGUAAGCGACGGAUCGUCCUCGAAACGAGCGUCGACGAGUUCGAAUCCCGUGUCGACGCGUCUGAUUGCGAAACCGAAUACGCGGAGGAAAGCUUGUGAACCAUGCAGAGCCAAAAAACUCAGAUGUGACGGAAUUCGGCCCCGCUGCUCCACCUGCACUAAAUCAACUCAAGGCGUCACUUGCGUCUACUACGCCGACAAACCCGCCGAUCUAUCCACCAGCAAAUCGGGCGCAGGGCCGGAUGAUCCCACCACCGACUCCACGCAGAAAAAACCAAAGCGUCGAACAGCGGAUGUCAAGGCUUUGGAGGAUCGCGUGGUGGCGUUGGAAGCUCUGUUGGCUGCCGCGAACGCGAAUAAUACUGGUUCGACAUCGGAACCCUCAUAUGACGAACACGGAAAGCCCCCCCUCCCCGGCAACACACCCUUCUUCUCCCCCGAAAUCCACCAAACAAGUGACGCCCCCUCAAGCUCACCAGCUGGUAAAGCACAAUCAGCGCUCCUGAACGAAGACCUGAAAAAAUCGUGGUUCAAGGAUUUCGUGUCAGUGUUCAAGGAUAAACUGACAUUGCAGACCUGUGAGCAGCAGUGUCCAAAGUCAUUUCCGCAGGAACCGGUGCCGCAGAGCGAGAUGUUGCCGAAUUUGAAUGAGAUUCUUAUUCGGAGGGAUUUGUUGGAUGUCCAUUUUAGCCGAUCAUCCUGCUUCCUCCCGUACCCAAUAGUCCACCGCCGCUCCUUCCUCUCCACCAUCGCCGACGAAUCCCCCAUGCUCCUCUUCGCCCUUUACGCCGACGCCUGCUCGCACUCCCCUGACCCAAAAACCCGCAACUCCGCCACGUUCUUCUACCAACGCGCGCGUAAACUCGUCCCCGUGCACCUCGAGAACCCGUCGGUCUCUGGUUUACAAGCGUUGUAUUUUCUGGCGACGGCGAGUAUGGCGCUCGGGUUGAUGAGUACCGCGUGGAUGUUCAAUGGGAUGGCGUGUCGGAUGGCGCAGUUUUUGAGGUUGGAUUUGGAUCCGGAGGAGUUGGGCAUUGAGGGGUGGUUGGAGGUGGAGACGAGGAGGAGGUUGUGGUGGGGGGUUUGGACCAUGGAUCUUGUAAAAGGCUCAGUGCAAGGAAAAGCGACCUUCUUCGAACGAGCGAAAACGCAUAACGUCAAACUUCCAUGUUCGGACGGGUUAUGGGAGAACUGCGACGCGGAGGGCAACCUCCCCGCGCAUCUGAUGGGGAUGGACAAUCAUAAUUAUUUGUCGGCGGUUACUAGCUUUUGUCCUACUUACGCAAAGGCAAUAAGAUAUAACCGCGAAGCCCUCGCCACCCCCACCCUCACCCUCAGCGAAAUCGACCCAACCGCCGUCCUCCUCGAAGCCCAAGUCGAGCACUGGUACGCCCAAUGCUCCCCCCUCGUGCACUCCGUCCCGACCGCAAAACAAUUCACUCGCGACUCCCUAUCGGAAUCGGCCACGCCGUACCACGCGGUCAACGUCCAUCUAACGUAUAUCGCCACGCUGUGUCUGUUAAGACGGCCACGGAUCAUCGCGGCGUUGACGGCGGAUGUCAAGACCCCCCAGGCGAUGAAGGCGAUCGAGAACGCGAAGAAAGCGAGCGACGCGGUAGCCGACAUGGCCGCGAAACUGCUCGAAAAAGUCUCCCCGGACGCCCCGACCCGCCACGCGCACAACGUCUCGUACAUCACCUCCCUCGGCGUCCUCGAAGCCGGGUUCAUACAGAUCAUGCUGUCCGCGUACGCGGCCGCCAUGUCCGAUGAAACCGAGCUGGAGAAUUCACAGAGGCGGUUUGCGUGUGUGGUGAGACUGCUCAAGGCGUUUGGGAGACGGUUUCCGCCGCCGAGGGCUAUGGCGCAGGUUAUUGCGCUGAUUAAUGAACGGGUGUUGAGGGGGUCGAGGGGGAAGAGUGGGGGGGAAGGGGGCGACGCGGGUGCGGUGGGGACAGCGGGGAUGCUGGGUGGAGGGAAGGGGAGUCCGGAGAUUGUGGAGUUGGGGCAGAAGAGGAAGGAUAAUGAGAUGUUGAGGUGUAUCAUAAGGGAUGCGUUUCAGGAGAGGCGGUAGAUAGGGCAUGGAGGGAUGGAGAGAAAUUGAUGAUUCCCCUGAGGCACUUUUUUUUUGGUGGACGCUUCCUUUUCGCCCUGGUUCUUUGUUGCACUGCCUUUGCAAUUCUGUCUUGUUUUGUAUAUACAUCUUUCCAUUUUACGUCCGAAUUUUUCUUUUUAAUACCCUGCAUCUUGCUCUUCAAAUGACGGGAGUUGAGUUGGGCCAAU